This is a messenger RNA of Struthio camelus australis, 2182 nucleotides long. Lineage: Eukaryota; Metazoa; Chordata; Aves; Struthioniformes; Struthionidae. The record is from RefSeq and is a predicted model, not a curated record.
AUGCUCUUACUGGGGAGUUCAAAAAUAAUGAAGUGGAGGCAGCUUUUCUGGAUCGCAUUCUGUGUUGUGAACUUGCUGGGCCGCGCGGCUGGUAACCCAACACAUGCGCUCACAUCCGCAACCUCGGCUCCUGAAACGGGACUGAGCAGCAACAGGAUGACCACCGACCCUCCGAGCACCGCAAAGCCAACGCUGGAAACUACUACUGCCCCUGGAUCCCUUGCAACUCCCCCCACCUCCCCGGCGCUCAGCGAGGGCCAGGCGAGCCCCCAGCCCAGCCAGACGUACCCACCACCUCCGGGCAAUCAGUCGGAGGCGGUGAAUGCGACUAGAGGGACCUACCCGCCGAAGGACAAGUGGCCCCUCACAGCCCCCCCUGCCACUUCGGGGCAGACCGUUGUCCCUGCUUCCACGACGCACAGAGACAGAGUUAGCAACGUCUCGAAGUCCAUCACGUGCCAUGAGGUCAAAGAAGUGAGAGACACUGAAGCCAUCUGCUUGCACCUCAAGGAGUCCAACACUUGUAAACAUUUUUUAGAGAUGAAGGGAUCCGAUUUAUGGAGCGUAAUAUGUGAAGAGAGCACGCACCGUGUCCCUUCCCCAUGCCAGAUCAAACUUGCUAAAUCCGAGGUGGACCGUGACUGCCUGCUCCUUAUCCUGGUCGGUGAAAGAGAUCCUGCUACAGCUAUGCUCCAGGAAUCUCUCUGGGAGAAGUUUGGAAUAAAAUCCCUUAAACGAGAGAGCGUGAGGAGCCACCAGGACUUUUCUCGGAAGACGCUGAUUGCCUUGGUUACAUCUGGACUCUUGCUGGCGUUUCUGGGUUUGGCUGGAUACUUCCUCAUGAAACGGCGGAGCUGGAGCCCCAUGGGAGAGAGGCUGGGUGAAGACCCGUAUUACAUGGAAAACGGUAGCCAGGGCAACACAAUGAUCACGAUGGCCUCCCAUGAGCAACCCGAGCUGCAGGAGAAGCCAAACCUCAACGGAGGGGCUCAGGAGAAUGGGACUGGCCAGGCAUCCUCCAAAACCGGACACUCGGCCAAGCAGCGCAGCGUGGCUGACACUGAGAUGUGAAACGUGCGCAGCGCUUCGUUAGUGUGAUUUAAUAGGGCAGCGGCGAGAAAAGGGAGGGCAAGAAUUUUCUGUGGACUGUUAGGGAAUUACAGACCUCCUUUAUUUCUGUGAAGAACUUUCAGAUCAGCCUAAAGCACAUUAAACUCCAGAGCUACCAAAGACCUGCUUCACCACCUCCACUUAGCUCAGCCUGACCACACGAGAACCUUUUUUGCUGCCGUGCUCUGCUUUUGUUAUUAAAAGAGCAUAAAUGAGAAAUGCAAGUGCCACUUGGCCAUUGAACAGCUUUUAAGUGGAGACAGAUUGACGCUACAGAAGCCUUGAUCCAAACAACCAAAAUUUUUGGUGGGAGUUAGGCUGAUUAAAAUAGUUAAAUCAGGAUUUUAGUGGCAAAAACCUCUCGGGUUUCAGGGAAUUUUGGAUGUAAGAGUUGGUUUUAAUCUCGUCUUUACAUUUAAGCUCAGGAUUUUUUUUCUUUUUUAGGAAUGUCAAGCAUUUAAUUCCCCUACUUGUGCUUUAUGUCUUUUUUAGUAUUUCCUACUCCUGUAGCUUUUUCCUGAAGCUGUACGUAAAAUUCUCCACCUGGAAUUGAAGGUUGAGGAGUGAAUAGACCUUGAACUCAUUUUUUUUUAAUCCUACCAGUAUGCAGGUAGUUGUUUUACAGUAAAAUCUUCCCUGGUCUCUUCAUCUCAGGGACUCGAGACAGUGUUUGACAAGACAGAGCAAGUAAUCAAUCACUUGUGUGCGCGCGUGAGACAGAGAGCGCUUGAGCCUGCUUUAGACAGCUCUGCGCGUGCCCACCGCUUGCAGUCACACCGCCGUCUCCCGGGACGCGAGCAGCAGCUACUACCUAGCGUGGGACUUAGGGGACAAAAGAUGCCAAAGGACUCCCAGUUGAAUGAGAAAAAUAGGUAUAUCAUGCUAGUUUUGCCACGGCCGUUUUUCCUCUCUGCAUUCAGCAAUGGGUACGUGAAAGCAGAGAAGUAUUUUUCGCUCUUUAGCAGCAAAAGGCCAGCGCUGACCUCCUGACAGCAGGAGGGAGUCCUAGUUCUGCACUGAUCCUGCUCCGGAGGAAAAACACCGCCUCCGGCCAGGCCUGCGCUGCCGAGGU